UCCACAGGUUCUGUCUCUGAAUGUGUCCAUUCUCCCCUCUCCUCCCUUUCUCACAGUCAAGAAAGACCAGGACGGAGCGGAAGACAAGAAGAGCACAGUCAAGAAGAAGGUGAAGGAGCUGAAGGUCCUGGACUCCAAAUCGUCUCAGAAUCUCUCCAUUUUCCUGGGCUCCUUCCGGCUGCCGUACGAGGAGAUAAAGAACGUCGUCCUGGAAGUGAACGAGAAGGUCCUCACGGAGUCCAUGGUGCAGAACUUGAUUAAGCAGUUGCCAGAGGAGGAGCAGCUCAAUGUUCUGGCGGAAAUGAAAGAUGAGUACGAGGACCUGGCUGAGGCAGAGCAGUUUGGAGUGGUGAUGAGCUCGGUGAAGCGGCUGAAGCCGCGGCUGACCGCCAUCCUGUUCAGGCUGCAGUUCGAGGAGCAGAUGAACAACGUGAAGCCGGACGUGGUGUCGGUGUCGGCCGCCUGCGAGGAGCUGCGCAAGAGCGACAGCUUCGCCCAGCUGCUGCAGAUCAUCCUGCUGGUGGGGAACUUCAUGAACGCCGGCUCCCGGAACGCCAAGGCCUUCGGCUUCAGCAUCAGCUACCUGUGCAAGCUGCGAGACACCAAGUCUGCGGAUCACAAGAUGACGCUACUGCACUUCCUGGUUGAGGUGUGUCAGGAGCAGUACCCGGACGUCCUGCACUUCACCGAGGACCUCAUCCACGUGGAGAAGGCCAGCAGAGUUUCCGCGGAGACGCUGCAGAAGAACAUCGACCAGAUGGGUCGGCAAAUCGCAGGCCUGGAGAAGGACAUCGAGACCUUUCCCCCUCCGCAGAGCGACAAGGACAAGUUUGUGGAGAAGAUGUCCAGCUUUGUUAGCGUAGCGCGGGAGCAGUAUGAGAAGGUGGACCUCAUGCACAAGAGCAUGGAGAAGCAGUACGAGGAGCUGGGGAAGUACUUCGUCUUCGACCCCAAGAAGAUUUCGGUCGAAGAGUUCUUCGGCGACCUCAAUAACUUCUGCAACAUGUUCCAGCAAGCGGUGAAGGACAACCAGAGGAGGAAGGAGGCGGAGGAGAAGAUCCGCCGGGCGAAGCUGGCGAAGGAGAAGGCUGAGAAGGAGAAGGAGGAGAAGGCCAAGAAGAGCCAGAUGCUGGACAUCAACGCAGAGGGAGACGAGACGGGUAUCAUGGAUGGCCUGCUGGAGGCGCUGCAGUCCGGAGCUGCCUUCAGGAGGAAGAGAGGUCCACGGCAAGCUGCCAAUCGAAGAGCUGGCAAUGCUGUGACCUCCAUCCUGGCCAAAGAGCUCUUGCAGGAGUCCACCCCGUCCAAGAAGACCAAAGUGCAGAAGGAGGAGCCUCUGAUGGAGGCGGGGUCACUGGAGGACCUGCUGGAGGAAGCCACGCCCCUCUCCAGCUAAAGGAGGGCCGUGACUGGACAGACCGUGGAUACUGUGUGCGUGUAUGCACAUUGGGGGGUCGGGGGGGAGAAGGUGCUGGGAAGACCCCACACCCCUUCCCCCCCCACCCCCCACUCGGGCCCUCUCAUUGCUGCUUUGACGCCCUGUGUUUACCCCCCCCCCCCCCCCCCCCCCCGCCACGCCCGGAAGCUUACGCACCAUGUUCUGCUACCAGCACACGCCCUCCUCCGUCAUUACACACUCGCUCACUCAUUUACCCGCUCACUCCCUCACCCUUUCCCUUCACUCUCUUCCCUCACUCACUCUCUCCCCUCAUUUGCUUUCUCUAUUCCUCACUCCCUCACUCACUCAGUUUACUCAGUUUUUCCCACUUAGAGUAAUGAGAGUGAGAAGCUAUCUUCAUUCUUCCAUCUUUCUUUUUCUGUCUUCCUAUCCUUUCCCCUUCAUCCCUGUGUUUUAUUGUGUAGUGUAGGACAGAUGUUCCACAUCUUAUCUCUACCAAGCCGCUGGCCACGCCCCCUACUCCAGAAGUAUCCCUAUAAACUGUCUGAAACGGUUUACACUGUCUAAAGGAACCCAGUCUUCGUAAUUUUAUUUUAUUUUUUUCUCUCAUUUUAAAACCACCAGUCAAUUUAGCAGUGAACCCUUUGAAGAACGAGUUCUGAGUCAUUUUGUUGGGAUGCUGUCAUGCAAUGCCAUGUCCCAGAUCUGCCCCUGAGAGGGUUCGACUUAAUAUCGCUGUCAAGUGCCAAGGGACGCGAACCACACACAUCCAACACAAUGCUGGUGAGGAUGUAACCACACAUAUCCAACACAAUGCUGGUGAGGAUGUAACCACACACAUCCAACACAAUUCUGGUGAGGAUGUAACCACGCAUAUCCAACACAAUGCUGGUGAGGAUG
Anguilla rostrata (American eel) is the source of this 2299-nucleotide messenger RNA. It is a transcript of the gene diaph1, whose product is annotated as protein diaphanous homolog 1. Gene Ontology annotation, biological process: actin filament polymerization. The record is from RefSeq and is a predicted model, not a curated record. Gene Ontology annotation, cellular component: actin filament. Lineage: Eukaryota; Metazoa; Chordata; Actinopteri; Anguilliformes; Anguillidae. The transcript is spliced from 10 exons. Bases 242 to 1396 code for a protein of 384 amino acids.